Molecule: messenger RNA, 555 nt
Organism: Cetraspora pellucida
Lineage: Eukaryota; Fungi; Glomeromycota; Glomeromycetes; Diversisporales; Gigasporaceae
Source: the annotation of a GenBank genome assembly
AUGCCUAAAUCUAUUAUAAAUUAUGAUUUAACUGGAAAAAAUAGAAUUUGCUUAAGUAAUGAUCAAGAUAUCCACCUUUUUAAAACUUGGCAAAUUACGAUAUUGACUCAAAAAAUGAUAUCUCAGAAUCAAGCUUUUAAUGAUUCUAAUAAAAAUUGCUUUGAUCAAUAUUACUCUAUUAUUGUUCUUGUGCCAACUGGUAUUGCUAUAUCAAAUAUAAACAGAUAUACUAUCCACUCUGCUUGUGGAUUUGGAAUUUAUGGAACUUGCAAUAAUAAUAACUUGACAGUUAUUAAAUCUUCCAACACAUCUGCUCCUUUUGCUAGACUGAACAUUCAUUUUUCUGAUGAUUUUAUGCAAUUAUCACUGGUUCUUGAUCCUGCAUUAUAUAUACCAAGUAAUGUUUCAAAAAUUAUUAAUUUAUCUGAGAAAUUUCAAGCUGCUAAUGAUAUAGAGCUAGAUUCAAAUUCUAAAAGACAUAAGCAUGCUUUAUAUAAGCCUUUAAUUAAUAAUCAUUCAUUGAUGAAUACUAUAGGAAGAAAUUUAUGGCUUAAU